CUACGUUGGGCCCAACAAAAGCUUUGGUUAGUGGAAAUUUUCUCUGGCUAAAACCAGACACAGUAGAUCUGGUUGUGCCCCGCUACCAUCGUAACCGUAAGGACCACCGUACGGAGAUGGCUUUUUCCUCCCGCCGCGGAGGGUGGUGGUCUCACUAUCUCCUCCCCACCUCCAAGCCUUCAAUGAAGCAGGCACGUAAGUCCCGCAAACGGACAGCCAUUAAAGACUUCCUGCUCGCCAACUUCUUCUCCAUUGGCAUCUCUUUGUGCUUUCUCUUUUUCCUACUCAUCAUCUACAGCUAUGGCGUUCCUAAACCACUACUCUCCUCUCACUUCCGUUCCACCCGGACCCGUUUUUCUCGAACCCGUAAGCCCGUUUACAGGAAAUCCCCAGCUGGCGAUGCCGUUUCGGGGGCUGUGGUGGAUAUAACCACCAAGGGUCUAUAUGACAAGAUUCAGUUCCUUGAUGAGGAUGGUGGUGCUUGGAAGCAAGGUUGGAAGGUAACUUACAAGGGAAAUGAAUGGGAUUCCGAGAAAUUAAAGAUUUUUGUUGUUCCUCAUUCGCAUAAUGAUCCAGGUUGGAUUUACACAGUUGAGGAGUAUUAUAAUCGACAGUCCAGGCACAUUCUUGACACCAUUGUUGAAACACUUUCGAAGGAUGCUCGCCGCAAGUUUAUAUGGGAAGAAAUGUCUUAUUUGGAGAGAUGGUGGAGGGAUGCAUCAGCUGCAAAUAAAGAAUCCUUCAUCAAUUUAGUACAGAAUGGACAACUAGAAAUCGUAGGUGGUGGUUGGGUGAUGAAUGAUGAGGCUAAUUCACACUACUUUGCAAUCAUAGAACAGAUAACAGAGGGUAAUUUGUGGCUUAAUGAAACUUGCGGUGUUGUUCCAAAAAAUUCGUGGGUGAUAGAUCCUUUCGGAUACUCUCCAACAAUGGCAUACCUUUUUCGUCGUAUGGGUUUCGAAAAUAUGCUCAUACAGAGGACACAUUAUGAGUUGAAGAAGGAACUGGCUUUGUACAGAAAUUUAGAAUUUGUAUGGCGGCAGAGCUGGGAUGCUGAAGAAACAACUGACAUGUUUGUCCAUAUGAUGCCUUUUUAUUCAUAUGAUAUUCCACAUACUUGUGGGCCUGAGCCUGCAAUAUGCUGUCAAUUUGACUUUGCUAGAACCUAUGGCUUUACGUAUGAGCGCUGCCCUUGGGGAGAAUAUCCACAGGAGACCACACCAGAAAAUGUGAAAGAAAGAGCACUUAAGCUGCUGGAUCAAUAUAGAAAGAAAUCAACACUAUAUCGCACAAAUACUCUUCUUAUUCCCCUCGGAGAUGAUUUCCGCUAUGUCACCGUUGAUGAGGCUGAAGCUCAGUUCAGGAAUUAUCAGCUUCUGCUUGAUUAUAUCAAUUCUGAUGCGGACUUGAAUGCAGAAGCAAAAUUUGGUACCUUGGAAGAUUAUUUCCGGACUCUUCGUGAAGAGGCUGAUAGGGUAAAUUACUCCCGUCCAAAUGAGAUUGGGUCUAUUGAGAUUGGUGGGUUUCCUUCUCUUUCAGGCGAUUUCUUCACAUAUGCUGACAGACAGCAAGAUUACUGGAGUGGUUAUUAUGUUUCUCGGCCUUUCUUCAAGGCUGUUGAUCGUGUGUUGGAGCAAACCCUCCGCGGUGCUGAAAUGAUGAUGGCUUUCCUAUUAGGUCAUUGUCAGAAACCACAAUGUGAACGGUUACCUACCGGAUUUUCCUAUAAGUUAGCAGCGGCUAGGAGGAACCUAGCGCUGUUUCAACAUCAUGAUGGGGUUACUGGUACAGCUAAGGACCACGUAGUUAAUGAUUAUGGGGUGAGAAUGCACAUAGCUUUGCAAGAUCUUCAAAUUUUCAUGUCAAAGGCCGUAGAGGUGUUGCUUGGGAUUCGCCAUGAAAAGAAUGAACAGAACCCAUCUCAGUUUGAGCCUGCACAAGUGAGAUCUAAAUACGAUGCUCAGCCAGUGCACAAAGCCAUGGCUGCUCAUGAAGGUACAGUCCAGACUGUGGUGAUAUUUAAUCCACUAGAGCAGACAAGACAUGAGGCUGUGAUGGUAAUUGUUGACAGACCGGAGGUGACAAUCUUGGACUCAAAUUGGACAUGUGUGAAAAGCCAGAUUUCUCCAGAGAUGCAACAACACUACAGCAGCAAGGAGGAUGAAACAUUAUUCUCUGGUAGACAUCGUGUAUACUGGAAAGCUUCGGUCCCUCCAUUAGGGUUGCAAACUUAUUAUGUCGCUAAUGGGUUUGCCGGUUGUGAAAAGGCCAUACCAGCCGAGGUCAAAUGGUUCGUGCCUUCUUCCAAUAUUUCUUGCCCCAAACCAUAUACUUGCUCAAGAAUGGAGGGUGAAGAAGCAAUAAUCAGUAAUCGCCAUCAGACGCUUACAUUUAGCAUGAAGGAAGGAUUGUUACAGAGAGUUAGUCAUACCAAUGGCCGCCAUAAUGUUGUUAUUGGGGAGGAAAUAAGUAUGUACUCUAGCACUGAGAGUGGAGCUUACCUAUUCAAACCAAACGGCGAUGCUCAGCCCAUUUUUGUAGCCGGUGGGUCGAUGGUUAUCUCGGCGGGCCACUUGGUGCAGGAAGCUUACUCAUUCCCAAAGACACAAUGGGACAAAGCUCCAAUUUCCCAUAGCACCCGCAUAUAUGAUUAUGGUGGUGGUGACAGUUCCUCGAUACAAGGAAAUGUCAUUGAGAAGGAGUACCAUGUGGAGCUUCUUGGCAGUGAUUUUAACAACAAAGAACUUAUAGCUAGGUACAGAACUGAUAUUGACAACCAAAGGGUUUUCUAUUCUGAUUUAAAUGGGUUCCAAAUGAGCCGUAGAGAGACGUAUGAUAAGAUCCCUGUUCAAGGGAACUAUUAUCCGAUGCCAUCUCUUGCUUUUAUGCAGGGACCGGAUGGUCGACGCUUCUCCGUCCACACCCGGCAGUCCCUAGGUGUGGCAAGCCUUAGAGAUGGAUGGUUAGAGAUAAUGCUGGACCGGCGAUUGGUGAGGGAUGAUGGGCGUGGUCUUGGACAGGGGGUGAUGGACAAUCGGCCAAUGAAUGUUGUGUUCCACAUCCUUGUAGAGUCUUCUUCUAACGCUUCAAUAGCUUCUGCAAUAACUAAUCAUCACCCUCUAAGCCCUUCCCUUUUAUCUCAUCUCAUAAAUUCCCACCUAAACUACCCCCUCAACACAUUUGUAGCCAAGAAAGCACAUGAAAUCUCUGUACAGCCUCCCCCAAGAUCCUUCUCUCCACUGGCAUCCAACCUUCCAUGUGACUUGCACAUCCUAAGUUUCAAGGUUCCUCGCCCUCUAAAAUAUUCCCAGCAGCCCCCACUUGAGGAAGAGCCUAAGUUUGUUCUCAUCUUCCAGCGGUGGCAUUGGGACUCCUCGUAUUGUCGGAAAGGUGGCAGGUCUGAUUGCUCAAGUGUGGCUGAUGUGCCAGUUAACCUAUUUGACAUGUUCAAGGGUCUUUCCGUUUCGAAUGCAAAGCCCACAUCUUUGAAUCUUUUGCAUGAAGACACAGAGAUGCUUGGUUAUAAGGGGCAUUUUGCAGAUGGUGCCCGUGAAGGUCAUGUCCUCAUCUCUCCCAUGGAAAUACAGGCUUACAAGUUACACCUACGACCAAAUUAGCCAGAGAGUGUUUGCUGCUGACUGGAGUCCCGAUGGUGAGAAAGUUUCCUCUGGUGGCAAAGACAGACUUUUGAACCUAUGUAUGGGUUAAUAUAUUAUAUUUAUAUGUCACACAAUCUCACCUAGAAGAUAAAAUUUUGGUCCUGUUGGGUUAGGGUUUGAAUCUAAAGGUCUUAUAGUGUGAGCACAAGCCAUAAUUUUGUUGUUGCAUGUUUUAAUUUAUUCUUAUUUAUUUUAGUAUGCUACUAAUAUGAGAUUAUGAAGCCAUGUGCUUUUUAGUUUUCCAAAGUAGGAUAUGCCACCAACAAGAGUACAGGCAUUUAGUGAUAUUAUUAAAAGUCACUUUAGAAGUUUUGUUAUUUAAAAUCACUUUGUGAAGGGUUUACACAUUGCAGCUUUAAAUAUUCUUGUGGUUUGUACUCUUCAACGUUGUUUUGGUUUGGUUGUGUUUAUUAAUUUAAAUUUUUCAUCAAAGUUCUG
Cuscuta europaea is the source of this 4097-nucleotide messenger RNA. The record is from the annotation of a GenBank genome assembly. Lineage: Eukaryota; Viridiplantae; Streptophyta; Magnoliopsida; Solanales; Convolvulaceae.